AUGGCACCACGGGAAAAAUUUGAAUUCGUAUUUGUGCGUCUCUCCUAUAUACCGUAUAUCCAUCCACUCUAUCCUCGGAUUACUUACCAGCUACGCAAGCACCCGCUAACCGUUUCCAUCACACAAGUGCGCGAUUGGUAUGAGCAUGUGAUGAUGCGGGAGCGAGCGAAUCUGCCACCGGAUGUCAACAUACGGUACUGCGAUUGGCGCAUCGCAACUGGCGACGUUAGUCUCUUCACUGUGCAUGGAAACCGCUUUGACAAGAUUAUGUUAGUGCUGGGUGAGGAGAAUAUUUCAUGGGUCUUCUAUCAGAAUAUGCCAUUGCAAAGACGCAUCGAAGGCAGCGCUUGCUUCCCGAUAAGCUAUUGCGGUUGCUGUCUCAACAAUCAGUAUCUGGAGAUCAUGGAGCAUAUUAAAGAAAUGUUGUCAAGAACUAAAGUGCGCUAA
This is a messenger RNA of Scaptodrosophila lebanonensis, 447 nucleotides long. RefSeq lists its product as uncharacterized. The record is from RefSeq and is a predicted model, not a curated record. The transcript has 2 exons. Lineage: Eukaryota; Metazoa; Arthropoda; Insecta; Diptera; Drosophilidae. The coding region runs from base 1 to 447 and encodes 148 amino acids.